Molecule: messenger RNA, 1288 nt
Organism: Cucurbita moschata (crookneck pumpkin)
Lineage: Eukaryota; Viridiplantae; Streptophyta; Magnoliopsida; Cucurbitales; Cucurbitaceae
Product: polygalacturonase-like
Exons: 4
Coding region: 45-1214 (389 amino acids)
Biological process (GO): carbohydrate metabolic process
Molecular function (GO): polygalacturonase activity
Source: RefSeq, a predicted model, not a curated record
GUUGAACUUAUUACAAAUACUUGAAUAAUUUAGCUUUUUUUGAAAUGUUAAAGUUUCUUAUUUUCCUUCGGCUUUUGUUUUUGAACCAUGCCUUGGCUAAUGGAUUAACAUUUGAUAUUGUUAGUCUUGGAGCUAAGCCCGAUGGGAAGACCGACGCCUCGUUUGCGCUUCAAACGGCAUGGACCAAGGCCUGUGGCUCAUCAACACCAGCAACUAUUUACGUUCCCAAUGGCACAUUCUACGUUAAAAGUGGUAGUUUUAAUGGGCCUUGUAAGAACAAUGCUAUUACUAUUAGCAUCAAUGGUACUCUUGUGGCUUCUUCAGACAUGACAGUUCUAGCUGAUACUAAAGCUUGGAUUUGGUUUAAAAACGUAAAUGGGCUUUCCAUUUCUGGCGGUGUUCUUGAUGGACAAGGAACGGACUUAUGGAACUGUAAACGCUCAAAGGAGAGUUGUCCCGAUGGAGUCACGAAUCUUCAACUCUCAAAUGUACAAAACGUAAUCAUUAGUGGAUUGUCUUCGGUUAAUAGUCAAAUGUACAACUUUGUGGUAAAUGAUUGCCAAAACGUGAAAAUGCAAGGAAUUAAAGUCUCUGACCCUGGCAAUAGUCCGAACACAGACGGCAUCCAUGUAGUACAAUCAUCAGACGUGACCAUUCUUAACUCAAACAUCGCCACAGGUGAUGACUGCAUCUCAAUCGCCUCAGGGGCCUCUAACUUGUGGAUAGAAGGUAUUACAUGUGGACCUGGACAUGGAAUCAGCAUUGGAAGCUUGGGGAAGGAGGUGGAAGAGAACGGAGUGAAAAAUGUGACGGUUACAUCAUCUACUUUGACAGGGACUCAGAAUGGAGUGAGGAUUAAGACUUGGGGACGACCAAGCAGCGGGUUUGCUAGAGAUAUUUAUUUCAAGCACAUUAUUAUAAAUAAUGUGAGCAACCCUAUUGUAAUUGAUCAAAAUUACUGUCCGCAUAAACAAAAUUGCCCUAGUCAGGGUUCGGGAGUUAAAGUCAGUGAAGUAACAUACGAAGACAUCACGGGAACAUCAGCCACUGAAAUAGCAAUAAACUUUGAUUGUAGCCCAACAAAUCCUUGCACUCGACUAAGCUUGAAAGAUAUUAAUCUGACUUAUGGUAAUCAAAUUGCUCAAGCUUCAUGCAAAAACGCCCAAGGAACUGCCUCUGAUGUGGUUAAACCUCCUAGUUGUCUAGUUGCUUAGUAUAGAGAAAUCUAAAUAUGGUAUUGGCGUAUUGGGCAGUGUAUCACAGUUCCGUUCCUUAAUAAUAUUGUGAU